Molecule: messenger RNA, 4555 nt
Organism: Papilio polytes (common Mormon)
Lineage: Eukaryota; Metazoa; Arthropoda; Insecta; Lepidoptera; Papilionidae
Gene: Appl
Product: beta-amyloid-like protein
Exons: 17
Coding region: 92-2512 (806 amino acids)
Biological process (GO): axonogenesis; central nervous system development
Cellular component (GO): neuronal cell body; neuron projection; membrane
Molecular function (GO): heparin binding; transition metal ion binding
Source: RefSeq, a predicted model, not a curated record
ACCGAGCGACCAGUACGCAGGUUUCUGGCGUCCUGAGCAAACGUCACUAGAGACCAGUCAGUUCGAGCAAGAGAACGCCGCGGCCGCAACUAUGUCGCGCGCCGUGCUUUUUAUAAGUGUUUUUACCAUAUUUUUGGAAGUGCUGCAUGCGAGCCAGGCAAGCAGCGGUGCGGAGCCGCAGGUGGCGGUGCUCUGCGAUGCGGGCUCCGGUUACCACCCGCAGUACAUGUCCGCCGCCGGCCGAUGGACGCCCGACCUCACCACCAAACCUCACAACUGCUUAAAGGACAAGAUGGAAAUCCUCGACUACUGCAAAAAGGUGUACCCCAGCCAUGACAUCACUAACAUCGUGGAAGCGUCUCACUACGUCAAAGUGAGCAACUGGUGCAAGCUCGGCUCCAGCAAUGCCGCCAAGUGCAAAGUCAACCGCUGGGUCAAGCCUUUCCGUUGUCUUGGUCCAUUCCAAUCAGACGCGCUGCUGGUGCCCGAGAGCUGUCUGUUCGAUCACAUCCACAAUCAGAGCCGCUGCUGGCAGUUCGCUCGUUGGAACGCGACCGCGGGCCGAGCAUGCGCACAACGUGGUCUACGACUCCGUACCUUCGCUAUGCUCCUGCCCUGUGGCAUCAGCCUUUUCUCCGGCGUCGAGUUUGUCUGCUGCCCCAAGCAUUUCAAAGAAAAUGUCAAGAUGCAUAAGCCCAUGGACGUCGGUGUACCGGUUAGCCCCGGAGGUGAGGAGAUGCUGGCCGCUUCCGCUGCGAUGGACGAGCGUGAUGAUGAACUAAUGGAUGAUGAAGACUCACUCGCUGAUGAUGAUGAUGAUACACUCAACCUGAGCGAUGAUGACGAUGAUGACGAUGCCGAUGACGGUGAGUUCGAUAUGGAUGAAGAUGAGGAUACUGACUUGUCCCGUGAUGAUGAUGCCGAGGACGACGACUACACGGAUGGGGAUGAGAACGCCUGGCCUCGCCCCGAGACCUCUUCGCCGCAGCCCACCACCAGCACGACUACUACUACCACGACGACGUCUACCACUGUGGCUUCCACUGCAACCUCGGACCCAUACUUUUCGCACUUCGAUCCCCGCACUGAGCACCAGAGCUACAAGGAUGCCCAACAACGUCUCGAGGAAACUCAUCGCGAGAAGAUCACAAAGGUUAUGAAGGAGUGGUCCGAACUUGAGGAACGCUACCAGCAGAUGAUGAGCACCGACCCCGCCGCUGCACAGACCUUCCGUCAGCGCAUGACCGCCAAGUUCCAAGCCAAUAUUCAGUCCCUGGAGGAAGAAGGCGUGGCGGAGCGACGUCGUCUGGCAGCCCUGCACCAGCAACGUGUUCUGGCUCACCUUGCUCAACGCCGCCGCACUGCGCUCGCCUGCUACACUCGCUCUCUGCGCGACACACCGCCUAAUGCUCACCGUGUCCAGAAGUGCCUGCAACGGCUGGUGCGAGCGCUUGCAGCUGAACGUAGCGGUGCGCUAGCCGCCUGGCGCCGCGCUGCAGCAGCUGGAAGGGAAGCCGCCGCCGCCGAACGAGCUUCUGCCGCCGACCGUCUCCAGGAUGCUGACCGCGCUCUGCAACGUGCUCUGUCGUCGCUCCGUCGCCGCCCGCACCUGUACGCCAGCAUUGGAACCGCUAUUGAAGAUUACGUCCAGUCGAUGCAAUCCAAGGACGAUAUGGCGGUGUCUCUGAUGUCGAUGACCCCUGAAGCGGAGGAGCUGCUGCUGGACCGCAUCGAGGCGGAGGUGCAGCGCGAGCAGGCGGCACGCGAUCAGCUCGGAGCUAAGCGCGACCAGCGCACUAGGCAGCGACAGGACAUCCAGAACGAACGGAUCAAGACUUCAAACGGUGUGAAAGAGAGCGAUGAAAUCGACGACGAGGCCAAUGAGGUGAACGAGACGGAGGAGACGACGGCUGCCCCCUCCGCCCGCAGCUCGCCGCCCUCCUCCCCCGCGCCGCCCGCCUCCUCUGCCUCCCCCGCCUCGCCCGCCUCCCCCGCCAUCGCCCGCGACGCCACCACGCGCCUGGCCUACACGCAGGAAACUACUACCACUGAAUUUCUAACGAGCACGGUGACGGAGGCGGCCGAGACCGAGACUGAGACCGGUGAGAUUGGCGAGACAUCCAGCCGACGAUCCACUAGCGAGACGGAGGGCGAAGGACUACGCGCGGCGUUGGAGCAGGCUGAAGAGCGCGCGCCCCCGCCGCCCGCACACGCACUCAAACAUGAACUUCAGCACACGCAGCCUGGUUACACGGUGCGCGGGUCCCCUGGCGGCAGCGGGUCGGGCGCCCUGUACCCCGCUCUGUGCGUUGGCGGCGCCGCGCUGGCCGCCGCUGCAGCUGUCGCGCUGGCCGUCGCCCGCCGCCGCGACCGCGCCCCCGCUGCACAGGGCUUCGUGCAGGUUGAGCAGACCGGCGCCGUGGCUCCGACUCCCGAGGAGCGACACGUGGCCAACAUGCAGAUCAACGGCUACGAGAACCCCACCUACAAAUACUUCGAAGUCAAGGAGUAAACCAUCUCCUGUCCCUCCCACACGCUCCCCUCUCCCACCGGACUCACUUCUUUCACUCUUCUAUAUUCUUCUAUCUUUUACUAAACCAGCCAUUUGAACAUUACAAUUAUGUUUAAAUUAGUUUUAAUCCUUUUAAUUAAACAUGAUCGCGCUGUUUAUUUUAAAUGUUUAUGGCGAGUUUUUAUGUAAGAUGAGAUAUUUCGUGAUGUGUGCUAGCAAUCCCCUGUAGGCUCCUGUGUUUCGUGUCCCGCGUACUUUGUCCCCUAAAAAUUAAUUCUUUAUGGAAUGAAUGUGUGUGUAUAUUUCUAUCUACGACUUCUUCGUGUCCGGUGGCGGGGAUUAGAGAUGUAAUUAAUAUUUUAAAAGCUUGUGUGAUUAGUCGGCAUACAUGUUGCGGUACUCGAAAUCUCUCAUACGAUAGAGGUUAGUUGAUGAUAUUAUUUUACGUUUUGUUACUUUAUGUUUGCACCAAAAUGUUUUUUUUUAUUUUAUUUUUAGAUAUAAGUUUUCAUCUAGUGUCCCUAGAUGUCUUAAGUCACCUUGUAGUGUUAAUUAAGUUUUCGAGGCCCCGGCCCAAGUGAUAAUGUCCAAGCGAGUCUUUCUCUUUCAAGCUUUUAAGGUAACAUUGAACACUUAAGACUUUUCAAAUCGAUCUCAACUUAGUUAAGUUAAGUCUAUAUUUCUUGCACGAACUGCGCAGGGCGUUGUCCCUUGGGUGAGUGGAACAAACGUCCAUUGUAUGCUGUGUUUAGGCUCCGCGUACACAUUCCAACCUGAAAUUUUCUUAAUCUUUGAAACCCGCUUUUUUUUCUAAUUUAGGUAGAUCAUAACGUAAAUUCUAUGUAAUAAAAUGCGAAAAUAUAUUUUAAUAAUUAUCGUGUACUUAGCGGAGGUUCGGGCGGCAAAGCCGGUGCGGGUGAACCCUGGACAGCAGUCGUUCUAGUCAAUUUUUUUUUAUUUCAUGCGCGAUCAUUUUUAUUUACUUGUUAUAUUUUGUUCGCCCUUUUUUCACUAUUGAUCUUUGUUCGCCCGCGGGACAAUACUCCUAGUUCCCACUUAAACCCCGUGUAUUCAAACUGUGCCCCGUCUUGUAUUUGCAUUGGUCUGUGGCACGUUGGAAUCAUUGCCGAGGCCGCAGUAUCUAGUCACAGAACGUCACAGACUAUAUAGCGUCUGGAUCAGACAGACGCGCACAUUGUGAGCACACGGCAGAUGUAAGCUUAGUGAGUGUAUGUACGAUUAUGUAUAAGUAGAUGUACAAAAAGUAAUACAUUAUAUAGAUGUUUUAGCGUCAGAUACAUAGAUAUAAAGCAAAAUAUUAUUAUAUAUCGCAUUCGUCCGUUUAAAAUAAGGGCUUGCGCUCGUGUCUAAUCCCACGUACCACACUUAAUGUUACGCCGUAGUUAAGAUGUAAUUCUGCCUCAGUAUUAUAUACAUUUAAGCUUAUUUGUUACAUAAGCUAAUUUAUAUACAUUUAUUCUAUUUGUUUAAGGGCGUUGUGGCGCUGCUACGUAGAGAAAGUCAUAUCAGAGGCGUCACGGCGCUUUUUGUAUCUCUUUCGUUGCGUUGCCACAUAAAAACAUAGAUGGCGUUGUAACCAAUAACGAGGAUCUGUUCGAUUCGAUUGUGACGUAACGAAAAAGGUGUAAGCGCCCGCCCGUGGCUUGUACGACAUUUUAAAUAAGUCUAUUCACUGUGUAUAACGUAAGUUUAAUCCUGCAUAAAUAACCGCUGUGUAUUUUUAAUAAUGAAUCUAAUUAACUACAAGCCAACCGUAUUAUUUUUUUAAUCAAAACUUUUUGCUCAAAUUCAAUCUGGCGGCAUUUGUUUCCAAAUGCUAAAAGUCGAUGUCGAAAAUUUAUUAAAAAUCGUCUUUUGUCAACUUUAUCGAUGUUGUAGUAGAAACCUGAUUUAUGUACCCAUUUCAACGUUACACGUAUUUUAAGAAUAUUAAAGGUUUGAGAUUUUUUUUUGUGAUUUACUGUGCUGCAUUUCAUUGUGAGUUCGAAGUUCAAAUUGAAUCAAUAAAUAGGAUCUUAAAUA